Messenger RNA from Lathyrus sativus (Indian pea), 969 nucleotides. NCBI's taxonomy places the organism in Eukaryota, Viridiplantae, Streptophyta, Magnoliopsida, Fabales, Fabaceae. The record is from the annotation of a GenBank genome assembly.
AUGGCGCCAUUGAACUCUCUGGAGAACGAGUACCCACUCAUUGAUUCUAACUUCCAAACCUUUUGCGCUUCCCACGCCAUUUACUCCGUCGAAGAUUUCCUCCUGCAUGAUCUCGACGCAUUACUCACUUCCGCGGCUAAUCAUUCCACUUCUCAGAGAUUGAAACAGGGUAUUCAUCAGCUUCUGUCUAUUGUCGAUGCUCUACACCCGCCAUUGAUAAAUGGUUUGCAGCUUCUUGAAGAUUUUGAACGGAAUAAAGAUUUUUUGUCUACUGGUUGUGAAGGGAUUGAUGCAUUUCUCGGAGGUGGAUUACGCGAAGGACAAUUAACUGAACUUGUUGGACCAUCCUCUUCUGGCAAGACACAGGUUUGCUUGAUGUCUGCCUCAACUGUUGCAAAGCAUAAGUGUUCAGUUAUAUAUUUAGAUACUGGCAACUCCUUCUCACCUCAGCGUAUUGCACAUUUUGUUGGCCAGUCUUCUGAUUAUGUCUCAGGCAAUCAGGCCGAUCAUAGACUUCUACAGAACGUAUUAGACAGGAUAAUUUGCUACCCAGUGUUUGAUGUGUAUCAGAUGUUUGAUCUGCUUCAUCAACUGAAGAUUAAUUUGAGAUCCAAGAUUGCCAAAUCAGAUCGUCAUGUACAACUGCUUAUUGUUGAUUCAAUCUCUUCACUGAUUACUCCCAUCCUUAGGGGAAGUGGUCCUCAGGGACAUGCUUUAAUGAUAUCUGUUGGGUUUUUAUUGAAGAAGCUAGCACAUGAGCAUAAUAUUGCAGUGUUGGUGACAAAUCAUGUGGUGGGUGGGGAAGACGGUAAUUCUAAACCAGCACUUGGAGAGAGUUGGAAGAGUGUCCCUCAUGUGCGGCUUUUGCUCUCACGUGAAUGUCGAGGCAAUAUCUGCAACAUUUCAAUAAUCAAACAUCCGGCUAUGGCUUCUGGUAGGACUGCAACUUCCACCCGUCUGUUUGUUUGA